This is a messenger RNA of Coffea eugenioides, 2257 nucleotides long. Its product is annotated as synaptotagmin-5. Gene Ontology annotation, molecular function: lipid binding. The record is from RefSeq and is a predicted model, not a curated record. Bases 350 to 2050 code for a protein of 566 amino acids. Gene Ontology annotation, cellular component: endoplasmic reticulum. NCBI's taxonomy places the organism in Eukaryota, Viridiplantae, Streptophyta, Magnoliopsida, Gentianales, Rubiaceae. The transcript has 13 exons.
UGGGUGUGGCCGGCCGCCCUCAUUCCUAAUUUCUUUGAUACCAACGACCGAAGAACCGAAUAAAUAAUCAUGAUAAUGGAGUACUAAAACGACUACUGCGUGUUACUGAAACUAGUCUAAUUGUGUCACCCUUUAAAGUCCAAAACCCCCCGGUCAUUUAAUCCAACAGUAGACAAAGUACUCUAAUACUCCAUUAACGCCUUCUCCUCAGUCUAAUCAUCAUCCUCCCCACCCCUGAAAGGUGAAAAUCAGAGCUUCAGACAAACCACCAAAAACUGAGCAAACCUUUUAGUUCUGGUAUUGAUAAUAAGGAGUGAGCGGAGUCGGCAUCGCUUUUCGUGAAGUGGAUAUGGGAUUUGUGUUGGGGCUAGUGAUGGGAGUGAUCGUCGGCCUGGCUUUAAUCGUCGGCUUUGUUCGCUCCGAGAAUUCCCGAUCCAAACGCCGCUCUGAGCUCGCGACGACGGUAGCGGCGUUUGCUAGGAUGACAGUGGGUGAUUCUAGGAAGUUACUGUCGCCGGAGCAUUAUCCUUCCUGGGUGGUUUUCUCCCAGCAGCAAAAGUUGACUUGGUUGAACCUUCAGCUGGAAAAGAUCUGGCCUUACGUCAGUGAGGCGGCUUCGGAGCUAAUAAAAACUAAUGUGGACCCGAUUUUGGAGCAAUACAGGCCGGUAUUGUUGGCUUCAUUGUCAUUCUCCAAGUUCACACUGGGGACCGUUGCUCCUCAAUUUACUGGAGUUUCCAUCAUUGAAGAUGGAAGUGAAGGUAUAACCAUGGAGCUGGAGAUGCAGUGGGAUGGCAAUCCAAGUAUAAUACUUGAUAUUAAGACCUAUCUUGGAGUUGCAUUGCCUGUGCAGGUGAAGAAUAUUGGUUUCACUGGGUUGUUCAGGCUGAUCUUUAGGCCAUUAGUGGAUGAGUUUCCAUGCUUUGGAGCUGUAUGCUAUUCUCUGAGAAAAAAGAAAAAGCUGGAUUUUACACUUAAAGUAAUUGGUGGUGACAUAUCGACUAUUCCUGGCCUUUCCGAUGCCAUUGAUGGUACAAUACGGGAUGCUAUUGAAGAUUCUAUAACAUGGCCAGUUCGAAAAAUUGUGCCCAUUCUGCCAGGGGAUUACAGUGAUCUUGAACUAAAGCCCAUUGGCAUCUUGGAGGUGAAGCUUGUGCAAGCAAAGGAGUUGACAAAUAAAGACCUUAUUGGCAAAUCUGAUCCUUUUGCCAAGUUAUAUAUACGUCCACUCCGUAAUAGAAUGAAAAAGAGCAGAACCAUUAACAAUCAGUUAAAUCCUGUCUGGAAUGAACAUUUCGAGUUCAUAGUUGAGGAUGCGUCCACUCAACACUUGACUGUAAAAAUCUAUGACGAAGAAGGAGUUCAGUCUGCUGAACUAAUUGGAUGUGCUCAAAUAUAUCUGAAAGAUCUUGAGCCCGGAAAAGUGAAGGAUGUGUGGUUGAAAUUGGUGAAGGACUUGGAGAUCCAAAGAGACAACAAAAACAGGGGUCAUGUGCAUUUAGAGCUACUGUAUUGUCCUUUUGGAAUGAAGAAUGGGUUUACUAAUCCUUUUGCAAAGAAUUUCUCCAUGACUUCACUAGAGAAGGUUCUCAAAAAUGGUGCAGAAGGAAAAGAAGUUGCCGAAAAUGGAGAUGAAGUCAAGAAAAGAAAGGAGGUGAUUAUAAGGGGGGUACUUUCUGUAACUGUUAUAUCUGCUGAGGAUCUGGCACCAACAGAUCUUAUGGGCAAGGCUGACCCUUUUGUAGUGCUCACUAUGAAGAAAACUGAAGCAAAGAACAAAACCAGGGUUGUGAACGAAAAUUUGAAUCCAGUCUGGAAUCAGACUUUUGACUUUGUGGUUGAGGAUGGAUUACAUGAUAUGCUCAUAGUUGAAGUCUGGGACCAUGAUACAUUUGGCAAGGACUAUAUGGGAAGAUGCAUCCUAACACUAACAAGGGUUUUACUGGAGAGUGAAUAUAAAGAGAGCUUCGAGUUGGAAGGAGCUAAGUCUGGGAAACUGAACUUGCAUCUCAAGUGGACGGCACAACCAAUCUUCCGGGACAGGGAUUAGUAGACCCCCGGCGACUUGUACAACUAUAUAACGUAAUUACCCCAUACAAAGAACAUGAUUAAUAUAUGAAUCCCGAAAUUGGUAGCAGUCGCAUUUUGCUGUAUAUAAGUGCUUUAGGAUGACGGCGAGUCUCUUGUAAAGCAGCGGAAAUUUCGGACUUAUUACAGGCCAAUAAACAGAUUUGACGCAUCGUUUUUGAUUGUUUCA